Molecule: messenger RNA, 2125 nt
Organism: Owenia fusiformis
Lineage: Eukaryota; Metazoa; Annelida; Polychaeta; Sabellida; Oweniidae
Source: the annotation of a GenBank genome assembly
AAUAUUUGACUGUUCCAUUGUGUUUUAAUUGUUCCAUCCGAAAUUUCAAAAAUGUAAACAACUUGAACAAGAAAUUGAACAAUGUUGCACAGUUGAAUUGUCAUGUUUUGAAUCAAAGCAAAUUAUCAGUGGAUGGAUAUUAUCGACAAGUGCGCUGUUUUACCUCGGAGUCAAAAGACAACUUAGAAUGCGCAACAUUAUUGGAAAAAUCACCCUCUGAGUUUGUGACAUAUUUGCAAAAGUGUAAAAUAAAGAGAUGUCACAUUAUUUAUGAUCGUCAAAGCAAAAAGGCGAAAGCUUCACAUAGAGAACUACAAGAAUUGGCUGAUUACAUGAACGAAGAAUCAAAUGAAGCCUUUAAGGAUCAUGAAGGUAUUUUCUUCCAAGUUGGAAUGCGGUCAGGAUGUCUUCUAAGUGCAUUUCUAUGGAACACAACAAGGGGUCAAGCGGUAGGGGGCAUACGACUUUGGAGGUAUAAGACUGUUGUCGACUAUUUGAAAGAUGGACUGAGACUCUCACAUGCCAUGGGAAUCAAAUCUGCACUUGCUGGCCUUUGGAAUGGAGGAGGCAAGGGGAUUAUUGCUGAACCACCUGAAAAUCAGCAUCUUGUGCCAGACUUCAGACAGAAAAUGUUUUUCGACUAUGGAGAUUUCCUAACCUCUCUUAAUGGUUGUUUCAUUCCAGGAGAUGGCGCUGGGAUCUGCCCCCAGGACAUCAUGUUGAUGUAUCAGCGUAGUCGCUAUGUGUCCCAUGUUUCCAGUGACAAUGGUGGCCUAGGGAAUCCCUCGGAGUACACUGCUUAUGGUGUGGUUUGUGCCAUGGAGGCUGCCCUAGAUUUCCUGGACAUGGGUUCGCUUGAUGGGAAGACAAUAGCUAUCCAGGGGACAGGCAAUGUGGCAACGAUCUUGAUUGAGGACCUGUUGGAAAAAGGGGUGGAACACAUAUAUGUCACUGAUUGCAACCAGAAGCGAAUUGAUGAUGUCAAUGAUGCAUUUGCUCAAGUCGGAAGAGAUAGGCUGGUGACCCAGAAAGUGCCCAUUGAUGAUAACAGUGUCUUGGCCUACCCCUGUGAUAUCCUGUCCCCAUGUGCAGUUGGAAACGUGUUAACAAAGGAGACUAUCCCACAGAUUCAUGCUAAAAUCGUGUGUGGUGCCGCCAAUAACCAGUUAGGCUGUGACAAAGAUGAUGAACUACUAGCUGAAAAUGGUGUCACAUACAUCGUUGAUUCUCUUGCUAACAGAAUGGGCAUUGUUCAAUGUGCUAGUGAGAUUUAUGGACGUCUGCCUAAUGACCCUGCUAUCUUGAGGCACUUUGACAAAACCUGGGAAAAUUCGAUUUAUGUGAUGGUGAAGAGAAUACUUCAGACAGCUAAGGAUGAGAAUAUCACGCCAGCUGUAGCCGCUACACGCAUUGCAGACACACUCAACCUCGAGCCCAACCCCAUCUGGCCAAACAGGGCCCAUCUUAUUGUAGAAUCUCUCGUCAAGGAUGGAUGGAGUGAACAUAAUGACUUUUGUAGACAUCGUACAAGUUUCCCAGGCACAGCACUCCAAGAUGGUGUUGAGUGUGCAGCAUAGUGUGACAUUGUAGUUUAGUGUGACUACAUAGUAGUGUGAUGUCAAAGUAAAGUAAUAACAUCAUGGUAUAGGGUGACACUGUAUCGCAACAUUACAUGGUAAUGAACAAUGUUGAGACAGUGUUCUAGCUUGAAAUAUUGCCUAAAAUUAUGGUAUAUUCCCUUGCUUACAAACAUGUACAUUUGAAAUUUUAAAUACAUUUUAUGCAUUUGUGUAUCAAACGCAAUUCAAGAGCAGCAUUAGUUCUAACAUAAAGUAAAAGCUGAAUCUCAAUUUUUCCACUGCUAUUCAAAUAGCUGAAAUUAAUUGCUUGUUGUUUCUCCAUAUAUAUUUCUUGUAUUUUGAUUGACAUUGUCUAGUUUAUUGUAUAUUAAAACAGUAUUUGUAUAUUUGCAUCCUGAUUGUGUCUAAAUGGACAAUGACACAUUUUGUCUAUGUAAUUCACAUUUUGUUUGCUUGAUAACACAAUUUGUCUAGAUGAUAAAUUGUGUCUAAAUGAUAACGCAUUGUGUCUAAAUGAUAACACAUUGUGUCUAAAUGAUAACGCA